Molecule: messenger RNA, 4182 nt
Organism: Dioszegia hungarica
Lineage: Eukaryota; Fungi; Basidiomycota; Tremellomycetes; Tremellales; Bulleribasidiaceae
Product: chitin synthase 3
Exons: 6
Coding region: 1-4182 (1393 amino acids)
Cellular component (GO): cell periphery; cell septum
Molecular function (GO): chitin synthase activity
Source: RefSeq, a predicted model, not a curated record
AUGUCUCGCCCACAAGGCCCCACCUCCAACGUAUCCUUCUCCGACAAUCUCCCUACUCCUCCCUCCCGCCGCGCCAAUGAGCUUCCCCCUCGACCACCAGCUAAAGGCGGUCCAUCAAAAUCAUCCCUCUCUUCCAGUUCCGCCUUCUCGCCCAACGAGCCAACACUAGGCUAUCAAGGCGAUUAUGUUGAUGCGGGCGCCCAGCCGGGCUUCUCGGGUGCAGGCGCGGAUGUGAGGCGGAAAAAGUCGAUGGUCAAGCCGGAGAGGGAGCGGAUCGAUCCCGGCCAUCGGUUGUGGCAUUAUCGGGAGCACGCAGCAGAGGAUGGGAUGACGGUCAUGCCGAGCUCUACCGGAAACCAACCUGUCGGAGCUGGUGCACCAGGCCUACGCAGAGGCAAAUCGCUUCUCGCGCGCGACUCCGAUCAGCCCGAACCCGGCAUGAACAUCUUCAAGCGCAACACCAUUCGUCGACGCGCGUCCCAGGCGGCUCGACAACAGCAGGCGCCAAAUGCUGUGCAGAGCAACCGGGUCGCUGCGCCAGCGGGCACGAGCGAUGGCGCCUGCGGGUGUCUCGGUGACUUUGCGCCCGGGCCAAAGGACGGGUGGAUGGUGUACUGCUUCCUCCUCACGUGCUGCAUCCCCGGCUUUGUCCUUUCAGGCCUGUUUGGCCGAAAGACACCGGACGCACAGCGGGCGUGGAGGGAGAAGAUGGGUCUGGUCAGCAUCGUCGCUGGCUUGAUGGCGCUCGUCGGUUUCUUUACAUUCGGUUUCACCCAGACCGUCUGCGGUACGCAGCCUCUGCGGAUCGCCGGCGGCCAAGCCAACAACGGAACACUCAUUAUCAACGGUUACGCGUAUGACUUUUCGCAAUGGCGCCACCCCGCCGCCGGAAACACAUUCAACGGCUCGACCAACCCCCUCUACCUGGAACAAUACCAAGCCGGCGGUAAAGACGCCAGCUUCUUGUUCCAGCGCGUCAACCAGAAGUGCUACGGUGUCAUCCGACCCGCUUCCGGCUCUGCGAUCAACACCAAUGCUCAGGGCGAGAUGGGGUGGUACUUCCCCUGCAACCUGCACCAGCAGAACUCGUCCAUGCCCACCAACGUUACCGGUGUAGAGCGAUCGACCAAUUGCCACACCACGACCAAAGGCCGGCAGUCGCUCGCGCAACAGACACCUAUCGCCGAGAUUUACUAUACUUGGGACCGGAUCACGCAAGGCAACCGCAAUUUGGGUGUCUACAAAUCUGCCGUUCUCGACUUUGACCUCUUGAACUGGCUCGGCACUGGCCAGGUCCAGUACCCCUCAUUCUUUGACACGCUCAAGAACCGCAACUCGACCUUUGCCGGAAAAGACAUUACCGGCUACGUCGAGCGGACCGAGCUCAACCAGUACGCCGACUGCUUGGCGGAUAUCAUCCAGGUCGGUUUCAUCGACUCGACAUCUAUAGGAUGUGUCGCCUCGUCCAUCGUCCUCUACGUCUCGCUGGCGUUCAUUCUCGGCGCGGUCGCCAUCAAAUUUGGAAUGGCGGUGGUGUUUGGCUGGUUCCUCAGCUGGCGCCUGGGCAAUUUCAAGGGAGAGUCGUACCAGCAGCGGAUGAAGCGGGCGGCGGAGAUUGAGCAGUGGACGGACGAUAUCUACAAGGCGGCGCCGGGGUACAUGCGGCCCAAUGCCAAGGCGAGUCGGAAGACUGUCUUCUUCCCCACCACUUCGCGCUUCAGCAAGGCUGAGCCAAUGAUGGUCGGAGCGGGACGGCCUACUACCGCCUACAACUUGGCCGUCGACAAGGGCUCGCGUCAGCAGAGCAUGUACGGCAACAAGCUUACUCCGCCCGGCUCGCCCAUGCUGCGGAACAGCCGGUCGUCCACCUCCCUCCCCUUUCGCGACGAAUCGCAUCAAUCCCUCUCGGACCAGGCUAGCAACUGCCCCUUCCCCCUCGGCAACGUCGUCCCGCAGCCCGCGUCGGACUUUGAGCCCUUUGGCUUCCCUCUUCCCCACUCGAUCCUCCUCGUCACCGCCUAUUCAGAGUCGAUCGACGGUCUCCGGACCACGCUCGACUCGCUAGCCACGACCGACUAUCCCAACAGUCACAAAUUGCUCCUCGUUAUUUGUGACGGGAUGGUCAAGGGAUCAGGCUCCAAGCAGUUCACCCCGGACAUCGUCCUCGGCAUGAUGACGGAACUCGUCGAGGCGCCCGAGGAGACGGAAUCUCACUCGUACGUCGCCAUCGCGGACGGGCACAAGAAACACAACAAGGCCAAGGUGUAUGCCGGCUUCUACAAUUAUGACGACUCUACCGUCGAGCAGAGCAAGCAGCAGCGCGUGCCCAUGGUGCUCGUCGCCAAGGUCGGGAACGACAUGGAGCGGAACGACGCCAAGCCCGGAAACCGCGGAAAGCGAGACUCGCAGAUCGUCCUCAUGAGCUUUUUGCAAAAGGUCAUGUUUGACGAGCGGAUGACCACGUUCGACUAUGAGUUCUUCAACGCUAUCUGGCGGUGCACCGGCAUCACCCCGGACCGGUACGAGACGGUCUUGUGUGUCGAUGCAGACACCAAGGUGUUCCCGGACUCGCUCACCCGCAUGAACGCGUGCAUGGUGAACGACACCGAGAUCAUGGGGUUGUGCGGAGAGACCAAAAUUGCCAACAAGUCGGAAAGCUGGGUCACGAUGAUUCAAGUCUUUGAAUACUACAUUUCCCACCACUUGACCAAGGCGUUCGAGUCGGUCUUCGGCGGUGUCACCUGUCUUCCGGGAUGUUUCUCCAUGUACCGGAUCAAGGCGCCCAAGGGCGACCGCGGCUACUGGGUGCCUAUUCUCGCCAACCCGGAUAUCGUGGAACAUUACUCGGAGAACAUCGUCGACACCCUGCACAAGAAGAACCUCUUGCUUCUCGGCGAGGACCGGUACCUUUCCACCCUGAUGCUCAAGACCUUCCCCAAGCGGAAGAUGGUCUUUUGCCCCCAGGCGGUCUGCAAAACGGUCGUCCCGGAACGGUUCCGCAUCCUGCUGUCGCAGCGUCGCCGGUGGAUCAACUCGACGGUUCACAACCUCUUUGAGCUCAUGCUCGUCCGGGACCUGUGCGGGACAUUCUGCUUCUCCAUGCAGUUUGUCGUCUUUAUGGAUCUCGUCGGUACCCUCGUCCUCCCGGCCGCCAUCAGUUUCACCCUCUACAUCUUGAUCAUCACCAUCCUCCCGCAAAGCGUGACCGGCAUGGAGAAGCCCAUCAUCUCGCUUAUCCUCCUCGCCUUUAUCCUCGGUCUCCCCGGUGUCCUCAUCGUCAUCACCUCCCGCAAGGUCGCCUAUGUCGGGUGGAUGCUGAUGUACCUCCUCUCGCUGCCCAUCUGGAACUUGGUCCUCCCGGCAUAUGCCUACUGGCACAUGGACGACUUUACCUGGGGAGAGACGAGAAAGAUUGUAGGAGAGCACAAGGAGGAGGCGCACGGUGCCAAGCAGGGGCAGUUCAACUCGAGGGAUAUCGUGAUGAAGCGCUGGGUCGAGUUUGAGCGCGAGAGGAGGUGGAAGAAUGGGACGGCGAGCAGGGAUAGCGGGUUGUAUGAUGUUGUUCAGCGCUCUAGCAGUCCGAGAAGUCACCUUCCGUCCAACCGGUACUCGAUGGCCUCGACGAGCGAGACGUACAUGUCUGGCUUCAACACAUCGGAAAGCAACCCUCUCUUCCGCCCGAGCCACAGCAUGGCAUCCAUGAGCCCGUACAGCGAAAAGACCGACCCCAACGGCAUCCCUCAGCUCGCUCUCCCCCCGGCGCGUCCAAUGAUGCCAUCUCCAGCGUCAUCCGAGUCGGGUGGCCGGGAAGAUCCCAGCAGACUACCCCAGGCGCCCUACCCCUACGGCUACCCCACUAGCCAGAGCGACGACAAUGACGCCCCCAUCCUUUCCGGCUUCCCUGCCAAUGACAACUACCGCCAGCCCCAGGCUUACAGCCAAGCCCCGGUUCAGGUCUACCCAACGUCCGACACGCCGCGUCAGCGCACUCCGUCAGCCAACAGCCGCGGGGUCUCGCUCGUCGAUACCGGACCCGUCCCCGCUGCGCCGCACGACCCCGUUCGAAGGGUCUCGAGGCAUCAGCGAAGGAGCUCUAGCCGGAAUCAGCUAGUCAGCCCAGUUACUGGGAGUAGCCAAUCUUCGCAUCUGCCUCCAGGAGCAGCACCACCAUCUCGAUACUAG